AUGCCUCAAUGCAAAGAUGACCAUCCUGCAGUUCGCGUAUUCACAGUUUGUGAUGAAUCCAAAUACUUGAUUGUGAGGAAUGUUCCAUCAUUGGGUUGUGGUGAUGAGCUCUUGAAAUUGUUCUCUACUUAUGGACAAGUUGAAGAAUGUAAACCAAUGGAUGCAGAAGACUGUGAGCCAUACACCGAUGUUUACUGGAUCAAAUACUAUCAGGUCGACAAUGCCAGGUUUGCCAAGAGGAAACUUGAUGAAUUCGUUUUCCUAGGGAAUCGGAUACUAGUAUCAUGUGCACCUCAAUAUGAGACCCUCUCUGACACAAAGGAGAAGUUGGAAGGGAGGAGAAAGGAAGUUCUAGCAAGAUUGAACCCUAAAAGAUCCCGAGGGUCUUCAGUUUCCAGGGUACAUGCGGUUAGUGAUCCUUUACCUGCCCAAACAUCUGAAUUCAUUCAAAGGGAGUUCAGGGGGAACAGUGCUCAUGAUGGAGAUUCAGCUCCCAGGACAUCAGUUUCUUCUGACAAGGAAUAUUUCUCAUCACAAUCCAUGAAUCAAACGGUUCAAUUCGUCAGGGAGAAGUUGAAUAAGAUACAAUCAAGCGUGGAGCAUGUACAAGCUGGUUCUACUAAGAGACCACGGGUAGAUAAUAGAAGAAGAAUCUAA
This is a messenger RNA of Fraxinus pennsylvanica, 657 nucleotides long. Lineage: Eukaryota; Viridiplantae; Streptophyta; Magnoliopsida; Lamiales; Oleaceae. The record is from the annotation of a GenBank genome assembly.